UCUCGAGUACCAGUGUUUGGUUAAUCUAGCCCUGUUCAAACAGCGCAAUUGCUGAAGUCCAAACCAGUCGACGUUACAUGCCCAGCAAUGCAGCGUAGAUUGUAAACCAUGUUGGGAGGUGCUGUGAGGUGAAACCACAGUAUUAGCAGUGCCGCCAAGCUCUCAGUGGUAGAGAGAGUUUUGGUAAACAGAAGAUCACACGUCUCAAAGCAGACAAAACAGCCCCAGACGACAGCGGGAGUCCCAUGCAGGAUCACCUAUCACGAUAUCCUUUACGGUACACCUCUAAAACAUUACGACCUCAAAGUAUUGAGGCCGAGGCCAGCCGAGGCCUAAGCAACACACGGGCUUGACAUUUGAAGAUGUAUGGGUUUGUGAAUCACGCGCUGGAACUUCUGGUCGUGCGUAACUUUGGGGUCGCGAAAUGGGAGGAAAUAAAGCGAGCAGCAGAACUAGAAAUCGAGGGCCAUUUUCUCCAGCGGAUUAUUUACGACGACGUGAUGACAUAUUCCUUGGUGGGAGCCGCCACUCGAGUGCUCGACAUCGAGACAAGUGCAAUACUCGAGAAAUUCGGCGAGAUGUUUUUCGAUUUCUGUCAAGAGUCCGGAUACGAUCGCAUCCUUCAAGUACUUGGCGGGACCCUUCGAGAUUUCAUCGGGAAUUUGGAUGCGCUUCAUGACCACUUGGGAUCGAUAUACCCUGGCAUGCGAGCUCCGUCUUUCCGCGUCUCCGAUCGCGAAUCUGACGGCGCUCUUAUACUUCACUACUACUCAGAACGCGAUGGUUUGGAGCCAAUAGUGGUCGGUAUAGUAAAAACAGUCGCUCGUAAGCUACUCAACACUGAGGUCAGCGUAGAAGUCGUAAAGGGGAAAGAAUAUGACGGGGACGAUGUGCAAUUUGUAAUCAAAGAGAUCAGUGAUCGCGGAAGAGAUUGCGAUUCACAAGUGAAAAAUUAUGACCCGAUCAAAGAUUCCUUCCAGCUGUCAAACGAACCAAAAAUCUCGCCGGCGACAUUCUGCAAGGCAUUUCCGUUCCACUUGAUGUUCAACCGGGAUUUGAAGGUUACCCAGGCAGGGGAAUCUGUAAGUCGAGUAGUGCCCAGCCUCACCCCAGGGGAUGCAGACAUGUCAGAGAUUUUCGAGCUCAUAAGACCUCAGUUGCGAUUCACCUACGAGGCUAUCAUAGCUCACAUCAAUACAGUCUUCGUGCUGAGAACCCGAGAAGGAAAACUUUCUAAGCCGGCCAACAACAUGUGUAAUAAGAAUGGUUGCUGCAAGCUCUGUGGGGACUCCCUCCCCCUUCGACUCAAAGGACAAAUGGUAUACAUCCCUGAGUCAGACAACAUGAUAUUCCUGUGCUCGCCAAGCGUAGGGAACUUGGAAGAUCUAGCAGAUGUUGGUCUUUACCUAAGUGAUAUUCCCCUUCACGACGCCACCAAAGACCUGAUCCUCCUCUCAGAGCAGUUCAAAGCAGAGUAUGUCCUGACUCAACAACUAGAGAUCCUAACAGAUAAGCUACGACAAACGCACAAUGCCCUUGCAGAGAAAAAACAGCUGACGGAUCAGUUGCUAUAUUCAGUGCUGCCACCAUCUGUGGCCAAUGAGUUGCGGCAUAACCGGCCUGUCCAGGCAGAGAGAGCUGAGAUGGUUACCCUUCUAUUUAGUGGUAUUGUGGACUUUGCACAAAUCUGCAAGAACUCCAAGCCUAUGGAGAUAGUGAUGCUGUUGAAUAAUAUCUACACCAAGUUUGAUAUGCUGACAGAUCCAUCUAUCAAUGAUGUGUACAAGGUUGAGACAGUUGGUGAUAAAUACAUGGCAGUGAGUGGGCUUCCUGAGCGUUGUGCAUUCCAUGCACGGAGCAUCUGCAACAUGGCUCUCGACAUGAAACAUGUCACUCAGUCAAUUAUCCAUAAGGGAGACAAAAUACAGAUCAAGAUUGGCAUUCACUCGGGGGAGGUAGUGGCUGGGGUAGUGGGGCACAAAACGCCUCGCUACUGCUUGUUUGGCAACACCGUGAAUUUGACGAGCAGAACAGAGACCACAGGGGCCCCAGGUCAAGUCAACAUAACCGAGUUUACAUACAGGUGUCUUCUGGAACCCGAGUGCCAGGACCCAAGCUUUGUGUUCGAGAGGCGUGGUCCUGUAGCAAUGAAAGGACGACAGGAACCCAUGGUGACCUACCUACUCACGAGAGACCCACGGCAUCGAAGCAGCUCAUACAUUGACAAUCUAGAAAACAAGGGUACUUUCCUUAGGAGGGGUUCUGUACUGACAGACCAACCCACAGCUCAGAUCAUCAAACAAUCGCCUCCUGUUACAAGAUGUCCCAUCACGAAUGCAGCUUGCCAGGCUAGAGCGAAGAUUGUCACGGACGUUUGAACUGAAGGGUGUAGAAAAAGUGAUCAUGUGACGACAUGAAGCCCUCCUCUCCCUUCAGGCGCAAGUCCUGGUUUUGCCAGGGAAGGGGAACGCAGUCAUAUACAGUUGAUUGGCAAAUGGUUGUCGUCAACCGGCAUAUAUUAGCCAAAGCGCAUACGGUGAUGUCUGGUGCACACUAAUUACAUAACAACAUAACGACAUGAGCGCGGUCGUUAUGUCUAUGUCGUAUGGCGGGCUAAACAGAUUGCGCGCGCCAUGUCGUUAUGUCACUAGUGUGCACUAGGCGUAAGACUGAAGUUAUGCGUUGGCUAAUAUAUGCAGCUAGGCGUUUCAGUGGUUUUUACCCAUGCUUACAUGCGGGCUUGUCGCGUAGUCGCGAAGCCGGUUGACGAUUUUGGGAUUUCUGUGGUUUUUUUUUUUUUCGAAUCUCCUGGUUAUGGUGAUGUGACGUCAUCCGAAACCCUCUUUUCUUGGUUGGCCAUCCCCAAUCGUAAACGGCCAGCUAAAGGAGUGUCGAACAGGGGGAACGAAGGGGGGAUAGAAACAAAUUGAUUUAUUAAACAUCCGCUUGUGAUUGAUA
This is a messenger RNA of Nematostella vectensis (starlet sea anemone), 2958 nucleotides long. Its product is annotated as guanylate cyclase soluble subunit beta-1. The record is from RefSeq and is a predicted model, not a curated record. Lineage: Eukaryota; Metazoa; Cnidaria; Anthozoa; Actiniaria; Edwardsiidae. The coding region runs from base 363 to 2378 and encodes 671 amino acids. Gene Ontology annotation, molecular function: heme binding; guanylate cyclase activity. Gene Ontology annotation, biological process: cGMP biosynthetic process; response to oxygen levels. The transcript is spliced from 9 exons. Gene Ontology annotation, cellular component: guanylate cyclase complex, soluble.